Messenger RNA from Onychostoma macrolepis, 3950 nucleotides. It is a transcript of the gene kcnh1a, whose product is annotated as potassium voltage-gated channel, subfamily H (eag-related), member 1a. The record is from RefSeq and is a predicted model, not a curated record. Lineage: Eukaryota; Metazoa; Chordata; Actinopteri; Cypriniformes; Cyprinidae. Gene Ontology annotation, biological process: regulation of membrane potential; potassium ion transmembrane transport. Gene Ontology annotation, cellular component: membrane. Bases 135 to 3068 code for a protein of 977 amino acids. Gene Ontology annotation, molecular function: delayed rectifier potassium channel activity. The transcript is spliced from 13 exons.
GUGAGGAGAGCCCUGGGUCCAUACAUCACUGGAUGCGGCAGCGGCAUGUGGACGGCAGACACACCGGAGACGCGUGCGGCGGGUACUUUAUGCUGACCGGUCUGGGUUCUCAUAGGAGCGCAUGACCCGCCGUGAUGGCCGGGGGACGCAGAGGACUAGUGGCCCCACAAAACACUUUUCUGGAAAAUAUUGUCCGACGGUCUAACGUUUGGACAUUAUCACAUAGACACACAGACACAAACUUUGUGUUGGGAAAUGCCCAGAUCGUAGACUGGCCCAUCGUUUACAGUAAUGAUGGCUUUUGUAAGCUGUCCGGCUACCACCGUGCUGAGGUCAUGCAGAAAAGCAGCACAUGCAGCUUCAUGUAUGGAGAGCUCACAGAUAAGGACACAUGUGAAAAAGUUCGGCUGACUUUCGAGAACUAUGAGAUGAAUUCGUUUGAGAUCUUGAUGUACAAGAAAAACAGAAUGCCGGUUUGGUUUUUUGUGAAAAUAGCACCUAUACGAAAUGAACAGGAGAAGGUUGUGCUCUUCCUGUGUACGUUUAGUGACAUAACAGCAUUCAAGCAACCAAUUGAAGAUGACUCCUCCAAAGGAUGGGGGAAGUUUGCUCGUCUGACUAGGGCUCUGACCAGCAGUAGAGGGGUCCUGCAACAACUACAGCCCACCGUACAUAAAGGAGAGAAUGUACAUAAACACUCGCGCCUUGCAGAGGUUCUCCAGCUGGGCUCAGACAUCCUGCCCCAGUACAAACAAGAGACCCCCAAGACCCCUCCUCACAUCAUCCUGCACUACUGUGCCUUUAAGACCACAUGGGACUGGGUCAUCCUCAUUCUCACCUUCUACACCGCCAUCAUGGUCCCAUACAAUGUCUCGUUCAAAACCAAGCAGAACAACGUCACCUGGCUGGUUGUGGACAGCAUUGUGGAUGUGAUCUUUUUGGUAGAUAUUGUACUAAAUUUCCACACCACGUUCGUGGGCCCGGCUGGGGAAGUGAUAUCAGACCCAAAACUGAUUCGUAUGAAUUACUUGAAAACCUGGUUUGUGAUUGACCUGUUGUCCUGUCUGCCUUAUGAUGUCAUCAACGCCUUUGAGAACGUGGACGAGAACUGGAAUCAUCGAGCUGUCACUCAAGGUAUCAGUAGCUUGUUUAGUUCACUGAAGGUGGUUCGGCUGUUGCGUCUGGGCCGAGUGGCUCGCAAACUAGAUCACUACAUCGAGUACGGUGCGGCUGUUUUGGUUUUGCUGGUUUGCGUGUUUGGGCUGGCGGCCCACUGGCUGGCCUGCAUCUGGUACAGCAUUGGAGACUAUGAGGUUAUAGACGAGGAACAUAACAAAGUACGUCCGGAGAGCUGGCUUUAUAUGCUGGGUGAGACAAUUGGGACACCCUAUCGCUUCAACGUCAGUGGGACGGGAAGAUGGGAAGGUGGACCUACGAAAGAUUCAGUCUACAUCACAUCUCUGUACUUCACCAUGACCAGUCUGACUAGUAUUGGCUUUGGAAACAUCGCUCCAACCACAGAUGGGGAGAAGAUCUUCGCUGUGGCCAUGAUGAUGAUUGGAUCUCUCCUCUACGCCACCAUCUUCGGUAACGUGACAACUAUCUUCCAGCAGAUGUAUGCUAACACAAACCGCUAUCAUGAGAUGCUGAACAGCGUGCGGGACUUCCUCAAGCUGUACCAGGUGCCCAAAGGCCUGAGCGAGAGGGUUAUGGAUUACAUCGCCUCCACGUGGUCCAUGUCCCACGGUAUUGACACAGAAAAGGUUUUGCAGAUCUGUCCUAAAGACAUGCGUGCUGAUAUAUGUGUGCACCUGAACAGGAAGGUUUUCAAGGAACAUCCUGCUUUCCGUUUAGCCAGUGACGGCUGUUUGCGGGCUUUGGCCAUGGAGUUCCAGACUAUCCACUGCGCUCCAGGCGAUCUUAUCUACCAUGCGGGCGAGAGCGUGGACAGCCUCUGUUUUGUGGUGUCAGGGUCACUGGAGGUCAUCCAAGAUGACGAGGUGGUCGCCAUUCUGGGUAAAGGUGAUGUGUUUGGGGACGUGUUCUGGAAGGAGGUGACGCUAGCUCAGGCGUGUGCUAAUGUGAGAGCGCUAACAUACUGUGACCUGCAUGUGAUCAAACGGGAUGCGCUUCAGAAAGUCCUAGAGUUCUACACCGCCUUCUCCAACCACUUCUCGCGAAACCUCCUGCUUACGUACAACCUGCGCAAACGGCUUGUGUUUAGAAAGAUCAGCGACGUGAAGCGCGAGGAAGAGGAGAGGCUGAGGAGGAAGAACGAGGCCCCUCUGAAUCUCCCCCCUGACCAUCCUGUCCGCCGUCUGUUCCAGCGAUUCCGCCAGCAGAAGGAAGCCCGUCUCGCUGCUGUGCGUCCCAAUUCCGAAGACCCUGAUCUCGAGAAGGGCCAAAUCCACCACGAAGUCAUCAGCCAAGAUGUAGUCGCCACCACAAGCAUCGUCACGGUAACAGAAAGCCCGGCCACGCCUAUCCCGUCCCACCCGAGCAAAACCCGCACCCUGGGCCUGUUCGACCAGGCCAAGCUCAGCGCCCCUGUUCCAAAUGUCCCUCGAACAUCAGAGCCACGCGCACGAGGAUGGGCGAGGUUUAGGGAAAGCAUGGCGAAACCAGAAAGCUGGGGAAGCGUUUCUAAAGCGGAAUCAAUGGAGACUCUUCCAGAGCGGAGCAGCUCCGGAAAAACUUCGGAACCCAGCGGAUUGAAGAAAACUGAUUCUUGCGACAGUGGCAUUACUAAAAGCGACCUCCGGCUGGAUGAAGGUGGCGCCCGCACCCCUGUAGACCGAAGCCCGGUCCAGCCCGACGGAAAAGCUCCCCCGAUCCCACCAAUCCCCACUAUUCCUGAACACACACUUCACGCCUCGCUCCUGGAACUCCGUACAGAACUUAAAGAGGAGCUGUCGGCACUCAGUAACCGAAUGGUUGCAUUGGAGACACAAGUCACUGAGGUGUUGAGGUUGUUAAGGAGCAGAAAGACUCCGACCUCUCCCAUGUCGCUUUUCCAGAUCUCACGGCCGACAUCACCAGACACGGACAAGGAGGACAUAUUCCCUUGAAUAAAAAUGAGGUAAGCAUCUUUCUUCUUUAAAGGGAAAAGAUUGAAAGACUUUCUCUGAGAAAAAUGGAACCAGCAAAAAGCAUGACAGACACUUUGAGAGACUGAGUGUGUCUGAGAGAGAGAAUGAGUGAGGGAAAGGAUGAAAUAAGACACUGGAAAGGAGAAGAGGAUGUCUUAUCCCAAGGCAGAGCAUCUGCGAUACCAAAGUGAUGGCGUGUUAGUUGUCACACAGACACUCUUUGUGUGGAACUGCUCCCUGUUUUCAUUCUGCGAGGCUGACAGACAGUGAGAGCUCUUGCCGCAGGGCCCACUCUGACUGAUGGUUGUCAUGGCAAUGCAUCGUCCCCAAUUGCAAGUGCGGGCCCUUCAAGAUCCCACUCAUGUAGCAAGUCUUCCCCUCUCUCUUUCGCUUUCACACACACACACACACACACACCGCUGUUUCUGCUCUGCUGUCUUUCUGGUAUAGGGAUCCAUUCCGCUCCAUCCUGCUGGUUAACUCGCUGCCGAAUACAAGCCUUUAUCAGGAAUCACAGAGCUAAGCAUCUUAUGGUGUGGAGACAAAAGACUGAAGAAGCAAGGAGCAUUCCAGGAACUACGGAAACCCUAGGCAGCUUUGGUGAAUUACUUUAGACAAACGUGUUUGUACAAUAACAAAUCAACUACUAUCCCGAGAGUUAACUGUACACGUUGCUGGAGAAGCUAAUGAGCUCUACAGGGGUUUUGAAGUGUAACAGCUGUUAAGGCCCUUUUCCAUGACUUGCGUCAACAUCUCAACAGCAAUGGUAUUAUACAGUUUUAGGAAUGCACAAUAUAGCGGAACCAUAUCAGAUUUAUUGGGUAUCAGCCAAUAUUGAAUAUUUAAUUGUACAGUGCAUGC